AUGGCGGUGCUGCCAGCGUCGUCUGUUGACGUACACGGCGCUCCAUGGGCGGAACACUCGUCGGAGCGCACCGAGCGUGCACCCGGCAGUUUGGCCGCCCCUGCCGGCGAGUGGCUGCUGCCCGAGGCCAGCGUGCUGUCCGAGUGUGAAGACCUGGCCCCUGCCGCCGUUGCCGCUGGCGUGGAGGAGUUUUUGCUGGGGCUACCCCUCGGCUCCGGGCGCGCGGCAGCAGAGGUCGAGGCGGCAGUGUCGCGGCGGCUGCUAGACGCCGAGCUGGCGCGCGCGCAAAUCAAGGGCCGCCUGAGAAAAUGGAUGGGCGUGGCCCACGAGCUGCAGCAUCUGGUGGAGCGGCAGCAGGGAGAGCUGGCGGCUGCGGCGGCAGUCCGUCUGGUGCAGGCGCCAAGCCCUGUUCAGGUCGUGGAGCUGGAGGCAGCCAACCACGAGCUGCGCUACCAGCUCGCCGGUGCCACUGCACGGCUGAGGGAGCUGGAGGCGGCAGUGCAGGACGCAACAGCACAGCAGGCGGCGGGGCGGGACCUGGACGCAGCGCGCAUGCAGCAGGAGCGCGACGCAGCGCGCCAGCAGCUCGCGGAGCGCUCGGCGGCGCUGGCGGCGGCGUCGGACGAGGCGGCGCGGCUGAGGCGCGCGCUGCUUGACGCGGAGAUCGACACCCAGCGCAGCAGCGUCGCGGCAGAGGGCGCGGCCGGCAGGCUGCGGGAUGCCGAGGCAGAGGCGGCGCGCCUGCGUUGCCAGCUGGCAGCGCUUGGGUCGGACCUGGACGCCCAAAGGUGCCGUGCGCGCGCGGCGGAGGACGCCGCUGAGUCGCGCGCCGCAGAGGCGGCCGAGGCACGAGCCCGCGCAGCAGCGGCGGAUGCUGGUGCAGCCGCGGCGCUGCGCGCCUGCACGGGAUGUGCGGAGCGCGACGGGCGGCUGGAGGCGGAAAAGGCAAACGCGGCGCAGGCAGGCGCGCAUGCUUCAGCGCUCGAGGCGGCACUGGAUGAGGAGCGGCGACACUCCCAGGGCCUUGCUGAGUCGCUGCAAGAGGCGCACGCGCGCCUGGCUAAUGCAGCAGCCAACGCCGACGCGCUGGAGCAGCAGCGGCGCGACCUGGUGGCUCAGCUGUAUGGAGCAGAUGGCGCCGUCUCGCCGCCCACUUGCAGCUGGAGUGGUUGCGGCAGCGGUGGCGCACAACCACUGUUCAGCCCUGACCAGGGCUGGGGCGCUGGAGGCGGGCAAGGGGCGGCCGCAAGGGAGGGUCUCUUCCAGCGGGCACAGAGGCUGGCAGCCGCCCUGGCACGAAGCGAGGCGGCGACGGCCGAGGCUGCUCUUGGGAUCGACGGGGCUCGGCGGGAGGUGGCAGAGGCUCAGGCGCAGCAGCGGGCGGCGGCGGAGCGCGCAGUGUUGAUGGAGCGCCAAGUGUCAGAGCUCAGGCAACUCAAAGAGGCGGCAGAGGCUAGGGCUCGCGACGCCGCGGCCCGCGUGGAUGACUUGAUUGCUGCCAGAGACAGGGCUGCAGCAGAGGUCGCAGAGCGCACUGCGGCAGUCGAACACCUGAAGGCGAGGCUGUUGGGUGUGGAGGCCGAGUGCGCGCGCGCCCUGGCAGCAACCAGUGCAGAGGCGGCGGCGCGCGAGCGGGCGGAUGUGGUCGCAGCGGCUGCGCAGUCUCAGGUGUCAGAGCUGCAGGCGGCCAACGCGGAGCUCAAGGAGCAGGCGACGCGUGGUGCGGCACAGCUGGCGGCCGCUCGCGUCAAGAUGGAGGAGGUGCUCAAUGCUGCACGCCGCGAGGCGGAGCAGCGCAUUGCCGCUGCCGAUGCCGCCCACUCAGAGGCGACAGAGCAGCUGGCACGCAGCUAUGAUGAGCGCAUCAACGCUCUCAGGCAUGAGCUGGCUGCUGACGCGGCACGGCGAGGUGACGCAGAUUCACGCGCCGUUGCGCUCAAGGCGCAGCAGUCGAAGGCGCUCGAGGCUGCACAGUCGGCGGCACGCGAGGCGGCCGCGCGACUGGACGUGUCCAAGGCACAGGUGGCGCAGCUGCAGCAGAUGGUGGCGUCUGCGCGGGAGGACGCGACUGCAGCCAAGGCGGCGGCAGAGCGUGCCCAGCAGCAGCUGGCAGAGGCGCGGGUUGAGGCGAUGCGCCUGCACGACGAGGCGGCCGCGGCCAAAACGGCCGCCGCCGCCGCUCGCGAGGAGGCGGCAGCCGCGCAGCGCGCGCUGAGUGACCACAAGGGCGCGUCCCGAGACGAGGCUGCGAGUGGUGCGGCCCAGCUGGCAGAGGCGCGCGCGGCGCAGGAGCGGUCGGCGCGUGAAGCGUCGGCGCUGCAGGAGCGGCUGUGCUUCGAGCAGGACCGCUGCGCCCAGCUUCACGAGCAGCUGAGCAUGACGCGCUGCGGCGGCGGCGGCGGGCUAGGCUCUCCGCGCACCGCCUAUUCCCUGUCCCCAACACGACCCAACGGCGUAGCGCACGUGGGGACCAGCCGCAGCGCCCUGGCAGAGCUCCUGGUUGCACGCGAGGGCGAGGCGGCGGCGCUGGCGGCAGAGCUGGGUGCGCUGCGCUCCGACAACACUGAGCUCAUCGCACGGCUGCGGCAUGCAGAGGCGGGUGCGGCCGCGCGUCCUCCGUCACCGGCAGCAUCUGAGCGCCAGGCGUGGCAGCUGCAGGCCGCUCUUGACGAAGCCCACGCGCGGCUGGAGGGGGCGCUGUCUGACAAGGCGUCCCUGGCGGGGCGUGUCAGGGAGCUGCAGCAGCGACUGGCUGCUGCAGCUGCGCUCAGCAAGGUCGAUGGCGGGGACGGUGAGGACGAUCAGGCGGCAGGUCGCAAGAGCGGCAGCGAGGGGGAUGAUGGAGGUGCAGGUGAUGGCUCUCCACAGCGCCGGCUGCGCCUGCGGGUGCGCCAUUUGGCGGCCCAGCUGGCCGAAACAGAGGCAGCGGCAGAGCGCGAGGCCAGCGCGUUGAGGGCUCAGGCGUCGGCGCUGCAGGGCCACCUGGAGGACGCGCGGGCGGCCGCGGCCGAUGCCGAUUUGCGACGAGCGGCCGCAGGCAACGCGCUGGCUUUGGCGCAGCAUGACCUGGAGCAGGAAAGGGGCCGGGCCGCGCAGCUUGAGGGGCGCAUGGGCGCCGCCCAGCGCGAGGCGGCCCGCCAGCAGGAGGCAGCGAUGGCUGACGCCAGGGCGGUCGCGGAGGGCGUGUCAGGGGAGCUGCGGCGGGAGCUGGGGUUCUUGCAGCGUCAAUUUGAGGAGGUGGUGGAGGAGGCAACGCAACGCGAGGGCGAGCUCGAGGCCGCCAGGGCCGAGGCUGCCGCAGGGAAGGCCGAGCUCGCCGAAGUGAGCGCAGCAUUGCGGCGUUCAGAGGAGGGUGCUCGUGACGCGGCAGUGAUCCUGCAGUCCAGGCUGGAUGAGACAACGGCGAGGGAGGCCGACGCCAGGGCGGAGGUGGAAGCACUUGGACAGCGGUUGGCUGAGCUGGAGCAGCUGCUUCAGGAGCAGCAGCAGCGGCACGCUCAGCAGCAACAGGCUGAGCAGCAACGACAUCAGCUGGAUGCGCAGCUGCUUGAAGUGCGGGAGGCACCAGCCCAGGAGCUGCCGCAAACAGAGGCGCCACAGUCCCAGCAGCCCCAGCAGCAGCAGCAGCAGCAGCAGUGCCAGCAGCAACAGCAGCAGCAGCAGCAACAGCAGCAGCAGCAGCAGCAGCAGCAGCAGCAGCAGCAGCAGCACCCACUGCCACACUUGCAGUCGCAGCCGCAGCAGGCAGUGGAUGUCCCUGAGGGGCUGCCGGCGGGGGCGCGCCAGCUGCAUGCGCUGCUGUCUUCAAAGGACCGGGACCUCAGGCGCGCGCAGCAGCAGCUCGAUGAGCUGCGAAGCCGCAUGACUGACAACCAAAGUGCCGAGCAGCGCCUUGGCGACGUUGUCAAAGCAGCAGCACGUGAUACUCCGCCGCCGGGCAUUGCAGGCAAUCUGCCGCUGGGGCACAUGGUGCGCCCUAACGCAGGCCUGGUUGAGCGGCUGCUGCAGCUGCAGGCUGUGCAGGGAGGGGCGCAUGAUGGAAGCAGUGGCAGGACAGGGAGCAGCAGCAGCAGGGUUUUGCGGCGAAUCGCAUCUCUGCCAGCAGGGGCCCAAUCUUCUCCUGGGCGCAGGCAGGCCCCCCAGGCCGCUGGUGACAGCAGCCCGCGCACCCAUCAUGCCGCCAGUCGAGCAAUGAGCUUGGCGGUUCGCACGGGUGGGGCUGAUGUCGACACAAGCAACUGGCGCAGCAGCAGGAGCAGCAGCGCAGGCAGGGAAGCCGGCGAACUCGUCAGGAACGCAAGAAGCGGCCCUCAGUCCAAGGAUGGCAGCCGCAUAGAGCAGCUGGCCCAUUUGUUCCAGGGCCGAUUGCUGUCUUCCCAACGCGCCAGCAGCAACGACCGCAACGGGAGUGCAUCCCGUGCGCUGCAAUUAGCUGAGGCGGCGGGCGGGCUGCCCUCCAGCCGCGGCCCCUCCUUGCGCCAGAGCAGCAGUCGUGGGUGGGACAAUGGCGUUGGUGGCUCGCAGCAGCAGCAGCAGCGCCUGAGCUUCAGCAGCAGCAGUGACGAGGAGGAGGGCGUGGCAGGCAUGCGCGGCAAGGGUGACGGCAUUCGUGUGCAGGCUCCAGGGCCGGCGGGAGGGUUGGCUUCAGCCGGCCUAAGCACCAGCAGCAGCAUGGCUUAUCGCCGCAGUGGCAGCCGCGUGGGCAAGGUCACCGCCCCAGAACCGUCGCACCCAGUUGGCAGUGGGCUACCGUCUCGCAGCCCUAGCCGCGCUGCCUCUGCGGCGGGGCUGAUUGCGGGGGGGUACAACCCCGACGCGCUCAGGCACUCCCUCAGUCUCAAAAGCCUGCCCAGCGGGAAAGACCCGCCGGGCAGCGGCAAUAGCAACGCUGUCGGGGUUGGUGGCGAUAGCGGCGUGCCCCCAACCAAACCAGCCGGUCCUGCUCCACGGCUGCGGCAGACAGUGAGCUUCCGCGAGCCAGCAGCACCGGAACGAGGACGUGAGCCGCCGUUGAGGCGCAGUGCGACGGCGUCCAAGGCCCAAGGGUCGCAGCGGGCACCAGCCUGGGGCGCCCUGACAUCUGGGGAUAGCGACAGCGAUGCCUGA
Molecule: messenger RNA, 5106 nt
Organism: Monoraphidium neglectum
Lineage: Eukaryota; Viridiplantae; Chlorophyta; Chlorophyceae; Sphaeropleales; Selenastraceae
Exons: 8
Coding region: 1-5106 (1701 amino acids)
Source: RefSeq, a predicted model, not a curated record